AGCACGUCCUUCCGCAACAGCUGGAGCCUCGAAGGCGGCGCGUUGUGCGCGUCCGGCGUCUCAGAGGCGUCUGCCGAACUGGCGGGCGCGCCGCGCCGCGCCGCCACUUGCAGCACGUCCUUCCGCAACAGCUGGAGCCUCGAAGGCGGCGCGUUGUGCGCGUCCGGCGUCUCAGAGGCGUCUGCCGAACUGGCGGGCGCGCCGCGCCGCGCCGCCACUUGCAGCACGUCCUUCCGCAACAGCUGGAGCCUCGAAGGCGGCGCGUUGUGCGCGUCCGGCGUCUCAGAGGCGUCUGCCGAACUGGCGGGCGCGCCGCGCCGCGCCGCCACUUGCAGCACGUCCUUCCGCAACAGCUGGAGCCUCGAAGGCGGCGCGUUGUGCGCGUCCGGCGUCUCAGAGGCGUCUGCCGAACUGGCGGGCGCGCCGCGCCGCGCCGCCACUUGCAGCACGUCCUUCCGCAACAGCUGGAGCCUCGAAGGCGGCGCGUUGUGCGCGUCCGGCGUCUCAGAGGCGUCUGCCGAACUGGCGGGCGCGCCGCGCCGCGCCGCCACUUGCAGCACGUCCUUCCGCAACAGCUGGAGCCUCGAAGGCGGCGCGUUGUGCGCGUCCGGCGUCUCAGAGGCGUCUGCCGAACUGGCGGGCGCGCCGCGCCGCGCCGCCACUUGCAGCACGUCCUUCCGCAACAGCUGGAGCCUCGAAGGCGGCGCGUUGUGCGCGUCCGGCGUCUCAGAGGCGUCUGCCGAACUGGCGGGCGCGCCGCGCCGCGCCGCCACUUGCAGCACGUCCUUCCGCAACAGCUGGAGCCUCGAAGGCGGCGCGUUGUGCGCGUCCGGCGUCUCAGAGGCGUCUGCCGAACUGGCGGGCGCGCCGCGCCGCGCCGCCACUUGCAGCACGUCCUUCCGCAACAGCUGGAGCCUCGAAGGCGGCGCGUUGUGCGCGUCCGGCGUCUCAGAGGCGUCUGCCGAACUGGCGGGCGCGCCGCGCCGCGCCGCCACUUGCAGCACGUCCUUCCGCAACAGCUGGAGCCUCGAAGGCGGCGCGUUGUGCGCGUCCGGCGUCUCAGAGGCGUCUGCCGAACUGGCGGGCGCGCCGCGCCGCGCCGCCACUUGCAGCACGUCCUUCCGCAACAGCUGGAGCCUCGAAGGCGGCGCGUUGUGCGCGUCCGGCGUCUCAGAGGCGUCUGCCGAACUGGCGGGCGCGCCGCGCCGCGCCGCCACUUGCAGCACGUCCUUCCGCAACAGCUGGAGCCUCGAAGGCGGCGCGUUGUGCGCGUCCGGCGUCUCAGAGGCGUCUGCCGAACUGGCGGGCGCGCCGCGCCGCGCCGCCACUUGCAGCACGUCCUUCCGCAACAGCUGGAGCCUCGAAGGCGGCGCGUUGUGCGCGUCCGGCGUCUCAGAGGCGUCUGCCGAACUGGCGGGCGCGCCGCGCCGCGCCGCCACUUGCAGCACGUCCUUCCGCAACAGCUGGAGCCUCGAAGGCGGCGCGUUGUGCGCGUCCGGCGUCUCAGAGGCGUCUGCCGAACUGGCGGGCGCGCCGCGCCGCGCCGCCACUUGCAGCACGUCCUUCCGCAACAGCUGGAGCCUCGAAGGCGGCGCGUUGUGCGCGUCCGGCGUCUCAGAGGCGUCUGCCGAACUGGCGGGCGCGCCGCGCCGCGCCGCCACUUGCAGCACGUCCUUCCGCAACAGCUGGAGCCUCGAAGGCGGCGCGUUGUGCGCGUCCGGCGUCUCAGAGGCGUCUGCCGAACUGGCGGGCGCGCCGCGCCGCGCCGCCACUUGCAGCACGUCCUUCCGCAACAGCUGGAGCCUCGAAGGCGGCGCGUUGUGCGCGUCCGGCGUCUCAGAGGCGUCUGCCGAACUGGCGGGCGCGCCGCGCCGCGCCGCCACUUGCAGCACGUCCUUCCGCAACAGCUGGAGCCUCGAAGGCGGCGCGUUGUGCGCGUCCGGCGUCUCAGAGGCGUCUGCCGAACUGGCGGGCGCGCCGCGCCGCGCCGCCACUUGCAGCACGUCCUUCCGCAACAGCUGGAGCCUCGAAGGCGGCGCGUUGUGCGCGUCCGGCGUCUCAGAGGCGUCUGCCGAACUGGCGGGCGCGCCGCGCCGCGCCGCCACUUGCAGCACGUCCUUCCGCAACAGCUGGAGCCUCGAAGGCGGCGCGUUGUGCGCGUCCGGCGUCUCAGAGGCGUCUGCCGAACUGGCGGGCGCGCCGCGCCGCGCCGCCACUUGCAGCACGUCCUUCCGCAACAGCUGGAGCCUCGAAGGCGGCGCGUUGUGCGCGUCCGGCGUCUCAGAGGCGUCUGCCGAACUGGCGGGCGCGCCGCGCCGCGCCGCCACUUGCAGCACGUCCUUCCGCAACAGCUGGAGCCUCGAAGGCGGCGCGUUGUGCGCGUCCGGCGUCUCAGAGGCGUCUGCCGAACUGGCGGGCGCGCCGCGCCGCGCCGCCACUUGCAGCACGUCCUUCCGCAACAGCUGGAGCCUCGAAGGCGGCGCGUUGUGCGCGUCCGGCGUCUCAGAGGCGUCUGCCGAACUGGCGGGCGCGCCGCGCCGCGCCGCCACUUGCAGCACGUCCUUCCGCAACAGCUGGAGCCUCGAAGGCGGCGCGUUGUGCGCGUCCGGCGUCUCAGAGGCGUCUGCCGAACUGGCGGGCGCGCCGCGCCGCGCCGCCACUUGCAGCACGUCCUUCCGCAACAGCUGGAGCCUCGAAGGCGGCGCGUUGUGCGCGUCCGGCGUCUCAGAGGCGUCUGCCGAACUGGCGGGCGCGCCGCGCCGCGCCGCCACUUGCAGCACGUCCUUCCGCAACAGCUGGAGCCUCGAAGGCGGCGCGUUGUGCGCGUCCGGCGUCUCAGAGGCGUCUGCCGAACUGGCGGGCGCGCCGCGCCGCGCCGCCACUUGCAGCACGUCCUUCCGCAACAGCUGGAGCCUCGAAGGCGGCGCGUUGUGCGCGUCCGGCGUCUCAGAGGCGUCUGCCGAACUGGCGGGCGCGCCGCGCCGCGCCGCCACUUGC
Messenger RNA from Schistocerca serialis cubense, 2997 nucleotides. RefSeq lists its product as uncharacterized. The record is from RefSeq and is a predicted model, not a curated record. The annotation marks the transcript as partial. NCBI's taxonomy places the organism in Eukaryota, Metazoa, Arthropoda, Insecta, Orthoptera, Acrididae. The transcript is spliced from 27 exons.